Molecule: messenger RNA, 366 nt
Organism: Emiliania huxleyi CCMP1516
Lineage: Eukaryota; Haptophyta; Isochrysidales; Noelaerhabdaceae
Exons: 3
Coding region: 1-366 (121 amino acids)
Source: RefSeq, a predicted model, not a curated record
AUGUCGUGGCGUGUGGUCGCUGCUCUGCUGCUGCCCUUGGCGGCCGCUGCCGGCGUCGAGGAGGUGACCUCCGAGGCGCAGUUCAAGAAGAUUCUCUCCGACAACCCUGCCGUCGUCGUCGACUUUUACUCGCAGACGUGCGGGCCGUGCAUCAUGAUGGCGCCCAUCUUCAAGGAGGUUGCGCGCGAGUACGAGGGCCGCCUCAAGCUCAUCAAGGUGGACGUGCAGCGCUCGUACGUCGGAGUGCAGGCGCCCGGCCGACAGCAGCGGCUGCCCGCCUGCAAGCUCGAGAACCAGUUCUCGGGAGGAGACGAGCGAGGGCUGAAGCAGAUGAGCCAGGCGCUGUCGGCGAAGGCGCCCGCGUGA